UCAGCUGAUCAGCGGCUGGCUAGCUUGACGAGACAAUAGCAUUCCACCGAGCGGGGGCACGAGAGGGAACCGCGGCUCCGUGUCCGCCUUUGUUUUCCCCGAUUAAGUCCGAUUCAAUCGCCUUGUUCGGUUCUGCGACGUGCGCUCGUUCGUGAAAUAAGUUCAAAAAAUUGUGAGGAAGCCCCUCGGAUCGUGUGUGGGAGGGGCGACACCACCGCAGUCAUCCAGUCUACAGUCGGUCGGUCGGGUGGUCGGUGCAGACGCUGACCAGCAGCAGCAGCAUCACCGCCUCCUCCACCUCCUGCACCGGGAACCUGAGGGGGACCACCCGCUCGGAUGCCAGUGUCCUCCGCGAGCCGCCGGGCUGUGGCCGAGGGGAACAGACAGCCGCCGCGGAAAAUGUGCGCGAAUGUGUUCGGGGUGUUGAAAAGCCUGUUUGGGAAGCCCUUUGAUGGCGGGAAAAGGAUGGACCAUGGCGGCCCGCAGCAGCAGCAGCAUCAUCAUCCAAUGGAGCACCAGCAGCAGCCGUAUUAUCCGCAGCACCCUGCCAUGAUGCGGCUGUACGAGGUCCAGAAGGAGGUGGCGUCGCUGGGGCCUCAGGUCUGCACCUUCAGCGGCCUGCAGCACGACCGCGACUACAAGCGUCUGGAGCGGGAGCUGACUCGCCUGCUGCUGGAGGUGGACCAGGUGGACACGGAGGGCAAACCCGAGCUGCAGGGGGCGCGGAAGAGGGCGGCGCAGGAGGUGGAGGGCCUCCUGCGCUACCUGGAGGAGAACGCCACGCACCCGUCCCGCGGGGCCAUCGAGGAGCUGAGCGAAGAGGCGCGGCGGCUGGUGGACGAACGCGUGGUGGCGCCCCAGCGCAGCGGCGGGGUGGCGGAGAUAAACGACGAGCUGGUGGACGCCCUGCAGCAGCUCGUGCUGAGGCUCACGCAGGUGAAGACCGAGGGGAGGGUGCCGCUCCGCAAGGCGCGCUACCGGGCGCUGACGCGCCUGUGCGCGGUGCAGGACGUGAUCGAGGGGCGCACGCAGCAGCAGACCCUCCCCCUGCCACUGUCCGGCGACACGCACGAGGCCGUGAACCGCAUCAACCAGGUGAUGGUGAAGGUGAGCGUGGCCCGCGGCCAGCUGGUGGCGCUGCUGAUGGGCCUGAGCGGGAGGGACAGCUGCGCCCACCUGUCGCGCAUCCUGACGGAGAUGCAGGUGGAGCUGGACGCUCUGGACGUUUCCGGGAACGCAGCGAUCAGAAAUUACCGUAAGCAGGUUGUGGAGGAGAUCAACGGGCUGCUGAAACAUCUGGACCUGGAGGGGGAAGGAGAAGACACGCGCAGGUAUGAUUUGGCUCAGAACAACUCCAUACGUGAGAUCGAGGCGGUGCGGGCCCACGUGUCCCACCUGCGGGAGGGCGUCCUGCGACACUGCGUGAUGGGCGACCUCAGCUUCAGACCCAAGGCCGAGCUGCAGAGCCUCCUCACGCACCUGGACCAGGUGGACACGGCCAAGAACCCGUGCAUCCGCGAGGCUCGCCGCCGCGCCGUGGUGGAGGUGCAAGCCAUCGUCACCUUCCUGGACCUGCGCGAGGCCCUCGCCAGCCGCCAGCCGGGCCCCAACGAGCACCCGGCGCACCGGGCCGUGUGGCUGGUGCUGGGCAGCCUCUCGGACCUCCAGGCGCAGGUGCUGGGCUUCGACGGCAAGCGGGUCGACAAGAGCUCCAUGAUGCUGGAGGAGCUGCUGACCAAGCAGCUGCUGGUGCUGGACGCCGUGGACCCGGACGGCGACGAGACCACCAAAUUGGCGCGCAAGCAAGCGGUGAAGUUCGCCCAGAACAUUCUCAACUACCUGGACAUGAAGACGGACCAGUGGGAGUAUUGAGUGAAUCCAAAUGAGGGCAUUCGGACGUCGCUGCAGGAAUGAUAGGAGCCGCUAUUGUGUGUGUAAAUAAAGAAAACUGCUACGUUAUCAUUCCAUGGGGCUGUGAACAUUGACUCAACUGCCCAGAGUGCACUGCAGCAGCGCUUCUCUUCCGUCUCUGUGUGAUCGUCACGGCCGUCAACAUCACAGAACUCCUUUUUCGUGGAACACAAUUUGAUUUUGAUUUUUGUGCUUUUGGAAGAUUUUCUUUUUGACAUUUGUGUGUGUGUGUGUGUGUGUGUGUGAAUGUGAGUUUCCGUCUUCGUUGUCGUCGUCGUAUAUUGUCGUGUGUGCGGUUGUCGAACCUGCUGCCAAAGCUCCGGUGGUCACAUGAUCCUCCACCGGACUGGAUGUUGAUAAAUUAGUGCGAUGGAUCGCUUCGCAGCGGCUUCCCCCCGUCCGGCCGGAAUUAAUCCGGGUGUCAGUUGCUAAUGGAAACAGGCCCGGGCACGUUGUGAAUACAGUGACCUGAUUAGGAAGAAUCGGUCCAUUCUGUGAUAUUAGAUAUUUUGGAUGCGGAGAAAAAAAGAAAAAAUCGCAUUAUUCUCUUUUAUUUUGCUGCAGUUUCUUUUAUAAAUCCAAUCUGAUUUGAGUCUAUUUGGUAAAAAAGACACUAGAGACACUAAACAUGCAUUGAGAAAGAUAUUUUUUGGGACAAGAAGUGAAAUUAAAUUAUUGACGUGGGGUCGUUCUUCACUCCUGCGUGACCCUGUUCAUCUCCUCAGACGUCACUGGUGGAGCUGGCCAGCGGAGAAGAUUCAAAAGUACCUUUCCCAUCCGCCGCUUGCGUCGUCGUCCGUCUGCAAGUACGUUCUCAGAUGUUUGUUGUGACUUUGUGUGAUCGCACUCGUCUAUAAAUGGAUCAGAGACACGAAGGAGGAGGUGGAAGUUUUUGCUGUCGCUGCUGCUGCUUUAGGUUUUUUUUUUUGUUUAGUUUAGUUUCUACCCACUGCUUUCUGGGAGAGGAGGAGGAGGAGGAGAUAUCCGUCGGAUUGACGCAUCGAGGCUGAAGCUCACGGGGCCGACGGUCGGGGGUCCUGCGCUGACGGUGAUCGCAGUCGACGGAGCCUUUCGAGAAAAGUUUGACGGGAGCUGCUGCGGCAGGAGGCGGUGGGAGGAGGGCGGGACUGGAAGAGGAGUCCGGUAUCUCUGUGCCUUUAUUUUUUUCACCCUUCCCUUCGAAACUGGGUUCGUGUAGAAGCCUCGUCGUGGUGCAGCGAAUGCACAACUCAUGAGGAGACUCGAGGCACUGAAUGUGUUUACGGAGAGAGCACCUUGGCCAUUAUCGCCACCAGAAAUUUGCACUACUUGUAAGGAAAAUUGAGGCUUUUUCAAAUCAGUAUUUAUCUCCCCCCGGAUCACGGCCCAAUAAUUCCUUCUUCCACUUCUUGCGGCAAUAACCCGAGUCACAUUUGUGCUUUCACACUGCAAGCUGAUGGGACUGCACUUCUGCUAUGAAGGCAAUUAGGCAACAAAUAACAGAAUCAUGUGCAGAAUUUAAAGAACUUCACAGCUUCCCGCUGACCCCCCACAAAAGGACUCCCUGGAUUAAACAUUUACGAGACACUAGUGUCUGUAGUAGAAAUAUACAAAGCAAAUUCUUGACCUUGAAACAACCUUCGCCUCAUUUAGUGGCGGCUCCGGAGCUUUCCAACACAUCACACAUCGUAAUCUCAUUGGUGAAACAUUCUCAUCGUGCAGAAAAAUCAAUUAUCUCAUCGGUGAAACAUUCGUAAUCUAAUUGUGCAAAAAAUCUGUAAUGCCAUCAUGCAAAAAUUUGUGAUCUUGUCGUGCGAAAAGUUCAUAAUUUCAUGGUGCAAAAAAUUCGUUAAUAUUCGGAAUCUCAUGGUGUGAAAAAUUUGUGCAAUCCGCUCUGGUAUUUUUGUUCUGCGUCUGAAUGAGUAAACAGGCAACUGUUUUUUCGCAUAUCAACUUUACCAGCUGAUAAAUGUGACCUUAGAAAUUGGUCAAUGCCGUAUUAAGGACGCAAACGAAGGCGGUUUCAUUUUUUCACAAAGACGAGAUUUGAACCAUCCAGGUUCCCGUCUGCCGGUGACGAUCAGGUGAUGUGACAGAAAUGUCCAGAGCAGCCACUCAAUGGACUUGGCGUCUCGUUCAGUUUGCCAACUCGCUUGUUAAAUCUCCGUCAAAGCUGCUGUUGGACGCGUUGUCUGGCACCGAGCCUGGAGCUCCGCCUCCUGUCGCUGACUCAUACCGGAGGAAAAUUAGAUUAUAACAAGUGUGUUCGUCAAACAUGGUCAGUUCCGCCUGGCAACAGAUGCUCUCUCAGACCAAACCCACCCGGACACACCUUAAGUUCACAUGCUCCUUUUUGUAUGCAGUACAUAUAUAUAUAUAUAUAAUAUAUAUAUUUAAAGAAAUGUUCAUUUAGUCCUCGCAUUUCGGAACACCGCUUCCUUUUUAAACAUCCAUUUGAAUAAUUUAUGAAAGACUAUAUAGUAAAUAUGUUCUGUUUUUCUGUCUCGUCCCCUCGAAGCCUCUGUUUUGUUUUAUGUUUUUUAAAUUCAGUAUUCUCGGCGAGUGGGCGUUCUGGCAACGGUGCAGAUUCACGCUCUGUGGUUCAUGAGUACGAACUUCAGAGGGAAGUGGCGGUGAGGUGAAAGCACUGUUCUCAAAAAAUUGUUUUUGCUGAAGUGGAGUUGUUUUUUUCAGAUGAAAUGAAACAACGAGCACUUGGAAAAACGAAUCCCUGGUGUCGGUGCUGUUUGUACGUACGGCGCUGGUCCCAACAGAUUUAAGUAGCACAAGAAUUCAUGUGGAUUAUAAUCGAGGAGUUGUUAACUGGAGGGCUGCAACAAACAAUUAUAUUAAUAUUAUUAUCAAUUAAUCUGUUAGUUACUAUCUUUAAAAUACGAUGAGUCAAAAAUGUCGUUAAAACCUUCAAAUUCCCAAGGUGAUAGCAUUAAUCUUUUUAGAUUAACUUCCCAAAACACAAACUUACUGAGUUGGACAUUAUUUACGUAUUUUUAGGAUUUAAUCAAACAACUUUGAUAUAAAAAUCUGAAAAGUACAUCAAAAUGUUGAAACCAGAGAACAAAACAAAAAACGAUUAUCAAAAUAUGAACUAAUUCUUGCAGCUCCAGUAAAACCCAUUUUGUAGCAUUUAUCCAUUUUUGUGGCCCUGAUAUUUCUUUGUUUGUUUACAGGACGGAGGAAAAUGAAGUGAACUCUCCCAGAACCUUUAAGGAUGUACUUUACUUCAAGAUUAACUUAAUCUCUAUUUAUAGAUUUUAUACUUAAAAAUAAUCCUUCUGGUUGUUACUGUCAACGAAGAGACAACAAACCAACAAUGUAUAAGUCCGACUUUACCUGAACAGAUGUUGAAUUAUACCACAAAUAUACAUCAAAAAGGAGGAAAUUGUUUUUGAAUUAUUUCAGAUUAAAUCAUGAGGAUUACGUCCAAAAAAACCACAGUGUGUGAUGAAGGAGCGUUUCAGAUUUUAACAGUGUUCGGACAAUAAGAGCUCUAUGGCACAGAGGGAUAAUAACAUAUCAGACUCUGGAAACUCACACACACGGAUACAGUUUUUCAGGACAGAUAAAACUGUUCAUAGUUUCAUUAGGAAACUUCGGAACGUGCAAAAAGGAAUAAGACUCUGGAAUCAAAUUGAAUUGAAAAUGUCUUUAUUCCAAACAAGUAAAGAAAAAAAGAAAAAACUACAAAAGAAAAUAAUGAAACCGGUGGACGGAGACAUAGAAAAGUAAUAUUCACAAACAAUGAAAAGCAUAAAGCAAAAGAAACUGUCCAACACUUGCUGCUGUACAUGUUCGAAAAGAGGUGAGAAGAAGAAAACCCCUCCUCCCCGAGUCGUUCAUCUAUAAUUAAUAAUGAAUCAGCUUCCUUAUUGAAAAGAAAGGAUAUUUUAAGAAAAAAAAGGUUCAAUUGAUCCUGACAUUGUUGGUAUUUCACACUAGAAACAAAAUAGAUUCCCGACCGACUGACGGAUGGAAACAUGAACAAUACCCCACAUUUUAUUAUUGUGAAAACUCAACAAUUCUGGAAAAGGGUCACAGAGCAGUAUUUUAUAUUUUACGCCUCUUCAAAUAUGUUUUUCCGUCAGCUGCAUCGCUUGGGCUCGUCUGCACUUGGCGACACCGGAGUCCAUUAGUGAAGAGGAGUUUUUAAAAGAUUCAGAUCCUGUGGGCAUUUUUAUAAAGUCGUCCGUCUUGACGUCUGUCGGCCGUUUUGCAGGACGAUGCUUUUACGCCGGACAACAAAUAGGUUCGUUGAGUAACCGGUUUUAAAUAUUUGAUUUCCCCCGGGCGCAGGUUGAAUGUAGUCAUCGGGGGGGGGGGGGGGGGGUCUUUGUAUUACGUUGAACCAAAGUUCAUAUCAAUAAGGUGAGAAGGACGAGGUGGCGACGGUGGUGGUAAAGAAAAGAUGUACAAAAGCAGAAAUUCACCAGACGAGAAACAAUUUUUCCUUGUUGAUCAUGACGUUAUUUUUAUUUAAGCACUUUUCUAAGUUCCUCAGUCGCUGUUGGUCGUUGCCUUUCUAACUUCUCUGAAAAUGACGCGAGUUUGUUCUGCGACAGGAAGGGAAUCGAUUUUCUUUCCUUUGUCUUUUGGUUCCCCCCACGAAGAAAUGAAUAUGUUUUCUGAAGUCGCCUUUAACUGCGUUGAUUGUGACACAGGCUUUCGCUGUUUCUCCUCUGAGACACGCUUGUAUUUAAAGGGAAAAAAAGAAGCACACUGAGAACAAAAGAACUUCCGUUGUGUGAAUGCUCCAUGGAUGGUUGUGUUUUGAAUUUGUAUUCCCACUGCAAAAUAAAGACGCCGUGUCUGGA
Scophthalmus maximus (turbot) is the source of this 6719-nucleotide messenger RNA. It is a transcript of the gene bag5, whose product is annotated as BCL2 associated athanogene 5. Gene Ontology annotation, molecular function: adenyl-nucleotide exchange factor activity; protein-folding chaperone binding. The record is from RefSeq and is a predicted model, not a curated record. Gene Ontology annotation, cellular component: membrane; cytosol; nucleus. NCBI's taxonomy places the organism in Eukaryota, Metazoa, Chordata, Actinopteri, Pleuronectiformes, Scophthalmidae. Bases 337 to 1872 code for a protein of 511 amino acids. Gene Ontology annotation, biological process: regulation of inclusion body assembly; protein stabilization; negative regulation of protein ubiquitination. The transcript is spliced from 3 exons.